Molecule: messenger RNA, 413 nt
Organism: Melitaea cinxia (Glanville fritillary)
Lineage: Eukaryota; Metazoa; Arthropoda; Insecta; Lepidoptera; Nymphalidae
Gene: RpS21
Product: 40S ribosomal protein S21
Exons: 4
Coding region: 98-349 (83 amino acids)
Biological process (GO): endonucleolytic cleavage in ITS1 to separate SSU-rRNA from 5.8S rRNA and LSU-rRNA from tricistronic rRNA transcript (SSU-rRNA, 5.8S rRNA, LSU-rRNA); endonucleolytic cleavage to generate mature 3'-end of SSU-rRNA from (SSU-rRNA, 5.8S rRNA, LSU-rRNA); translation
Cellular component (GO): cytosolic small ribosomal subunit; ribosome
Molecular function (GO): structural constituent of ribosome
Source: RefSeq, a predicted model, not a curated record
ACCUAACUAAAAUAGCAAGUGGCAACAUUGCGAGACAGCCAUGUUCUUUUCGUUUCUGACGUUUUGCUGACUCGCGUGUCUCCUCUAGAUAAACAAAAUGCAGAACGACGCUGGUGAAUUCGUUGACUUGUACUGCCCGAGGAAAUGCUCGGCCAGCAACCGCCUUAUCCAUGCUAAGGACCACGCAUCAGUUCAGCUCGUGAUCGCUGAUGUAGAUCCAGCUACCGGCCGAGCGGCCGACUCCAGCAAGAUGUACGUCAUCUGCGGAGCCAUCAGACGCAUGGGAGAGUCCGACGAUUGCAUCGUUCGGUUGACUAAGAAAGAUGGUAUCUUGACUAAGAACUACUGAUGUUGAGGUGUAAGAAACAUAUUUUAUAAGAAAAAAAAAUAAAUAAAAAUCCACAAAAAUUAAA